AUGGGUGGUAAAACAAAACAAAGUCAAAGAACAAAAAAUAAUGUGAGACCUUCAAGCAGUGGCCGUAGUGCAGAAAUCCUAAGCAAUACCAUUAAAGUAGAUUCCCCAUUUCUAACAGUAGGACCAGGCAAAGUAGUACCUGCACUAUUUCCUACCCUCACAGGAACAAAUAUUGACCAAAAUUUAAAUCCCGAAUAUUCGGUCUGUUUUAAAAAGUUUAACAAAAAAGACCCUGUUACUAAAACCAAGGCUUUACAAGAAUUGCUAGAACUGGUUAAAAGUGGUAAUGUAGAAGAAGUAGUAGCAGCUUUACCCAGUUGGGCCCAUUAUUAUCAAACAUUAACUAUUGAUACAGAUCGCAGAGUGCGAGAAGCGGCACAGGCAUGUCACGGAGCGAUAAUAUCAGCGUGCGGCAGACAAGCGGCGCCGUACUUGCGCCGGCUGCUGCCCGCCUGGCUGCUGGCGCAGUACGACGAGCACGCGCCCGUCAGUUCCCUCGCACAGGCACAGCUCGCGAGCACCUUUCCAGAAGGCAAAUUAUCUGAAGCAAUAUCAUUUUGCAAGGCGGAGAUCAUUGCUCUGAUCAUAGACAACCUCACUGGUAAUGCUGAGGCCAUGCUUAGCAACAAAGUGACAGAGCCAGAGGAGCGCGAGCUGCAGCUAGCGCGCGUGGCGGCGGGCAGCCUGCGCGCGCUGGAGCAGCUGGCGGCGGCGCCGGCGCUGGCCUGGCUGCCGGACGCCGCCGCGCCGCUGCUGCGCGCCGCCGCCUUCUGGAAGCUGGCGGCGCACGACUCGCCGCUCGUUAGAGCGGCCUGGUACGGCUGCGCGGCGCGGCUGCUGGCGCGGCGGGCGGGCGGCGCGCCGCGCGAGCAGGGCGUGCGCGCGCUGCGGGCGCUGCUGGCGCUGCCCGAGCGCGCGCGCGCGCCCGCCGCGGCCCGCUGGCGCGCGCUGCUGCUGCUGCUGCACGGCGCGCAGGAGUGGCACACGUGGCUGGAUAAAAAGGACCUCCUUGUUAAACGGUUUUUAGACCUAUUGGAAAAUGGCGCGUGGGGAGAGGCGCGACUGGUGUCGGACAUCACGCUGCCGCUGCUGGCGAUGCUGCCCGAGGAGUUAAUAAGCAAAGAGUUUUAUAUUACACUCUUCAACGCUCUAUUUACUGGGUUAGAAAAUAAGAGCAUACUCAGUUCGAAAACUGAGAGGCAGAUUUGGAUAACGAAUAUAUCGGACUGCCUCCGGUACCUGUCAGAGCGGCCGCACGAGUACGCGGCGGAGGCGGCCGGCGCCGCGCUCCGCGCCUGGCUCGCCCGCGCGCUGGCGGCGCCGGGCCAUGUGCGUGGCCACGUGCUGCGCCACUCCGCCGCCUGUAUGGCCGCGCUCGCCAAGUGCUGGCUGGAGCGGGCCGCCGCAGGCCGCGCCGGGUACGACCAGCUCGUCCGGAACUUCUGGCAAAACAUCGGCUCCACCAUCUCUGCGCAGAUAGAAAGAUUGUCAAUGGAAGAAAAUGAAAUCACGCAGCUAAUAGACGAUCAUACAUUACUAUUGAGUACCCUAAGAACAUCGUUCAAUCGGGACAAAAAACAACUCAACAUUCAAUUUGCAGAUGAAAAGGUGGAAAAAGUCGAUAUAAAACCCAAAGAUGUUGUAGCAUGUGACAAAGCGUUAAUGGAUAGGUUUAUGCACAAUUUGAACGAAAUAGUGGAAAGGACAUGUUGCCAAUACUUUGAUUUUGCUCACACAAAAAUGAUGUCUCGAGCAGUUUUUUCUUCGUUGAUAACUUUAUUGGUGGAGUUUGAUAGUAAAAACCUAUUUCUGUCUAUUUGGAGACAUUUUAAUGCAGAUUCUAUGUACAGUUUUUAUGAUAAAGUGUUGAAAAGUUGGCUCUCCGGUGACACUAUGAGGUGCGAAGCGCUGGUGGAAGUGCUGUUCUUACUAUUUAAAUACUUCACUGAAGAAGAACUAGAGAAUGUGUACAACUCCUUCCAACAGUUCUUGCCGCUGGUGGUGGAGUGGUGCCUGGCGCGCAGCCUGGCGCGGCCGCAGUGCGCGGCGGCGCGGCGCUGGCUGCGCGGCCACACGGCGCAGGCCGCCGCGCUGGCGCUGUGCCGGCGCGGCGACGCGCGCGCGCACCACCUGCUGCUGCGCUGCCUCGCGCACGACGACCGAGGCGAGGUGAUGGUGAACGCGGCGGUGGUGGAGCAGGCGGUGGUGGCGCAGGCGGCGGCGCUGCGCGCGGGCGCGGCGGACGGCGCGGCGCGCGCGGCGCGGCUGGCGGCGGCGCUGGCGCCCUCGGCCGAGGCCGCGCGCGCUUCGCCGCUGCUCCAGGAGCUCUUCCGUCUCAACCUUAGAGUUAAGCGGGGCUCGGCGGAGUGGGCGGAGGCGCGCGCGGCGUGGCGCGGCGCGCUGGCGGCGCCGGGGGCCGCGCGCGCGCCCGCCGUGGGGGCGGCGCUGCGGGACCUGCACGACCACGUGUAUGGCUGUAUGGAGGAGCUGGACGUGUGCCGGCUGGAGCGGGCGGCGUCGCUGUGCCCCGCGCUGCUGGCGGCGGGCGGCGGCGCGGCGCGCGUGUUGGCGCCGCCCGCCGCCGCCCGCCGCCCGCUCGCCGCGCACGCGCUGCGCGCCGACUGCAUAUUCGGUAACCUCAACUGCCCAUUCGAAGACGAGAACGAGCUCAUACAGACAGUCGUGAGCGAUGCAGACAAGGAGCACGAGGAACUAACAAAAGAAGACCUUAUGAUAUACGUACAUCAGAGUCUAUUCCGGUGUUUCUUCCUGCGCGCGAUGCUCACCCGCAACUCGUGUGCGGACGAGGAGGGCGCAGAAGGCAGCGAGGGGGAAGGUGCGGGGGAUGACGUCAGGAAUGGAGAGGGGGAGGGCGCGGAGGGAGGUGGGCGCGUGGCGCUGCUGCAGGACGCGCUGUACCGCGACCAGUUCGCGCUCGUGCUGGAGGAGUUCGUGGUGCUCAAUUCGCUGUGUGAGAGAUAUGCCUUUUGGGAGCACUAUGAUAUCAUAAAGACAAGCAAGGAAUGUAUGGAGAAGCUCAUUGAAGAUAUUUUGUCAGAAAUUCCAACCGACAUGAAGAACAUGCUUCUAUCACAUUUGACUGAAGUGGCGGCCACGCGCGGCUACUACUGGGCAUUUGCUAGAAGGUUCUUGGAGUUCAAAAUGAACCAAAUGGCCCAAAAACCAUGUAAUUCACAAAAUGAAACUUUAGAAAGUCCCAAAAAUAGUGAAAAAGCAGACGUGUCAUCCAAAUUAGAAGCUGACGAAGUUAAGGAAAGUACUGAAUCGGAUGUGCCGGAAACACAAAGUCCCGUAGAUAUAGACAUGAGUAAAUUAGAGGAAAUUGUCACCGGGACCGGGUACUUCCAUAGUUUACAAGCGGAAUUGAAGUGGUCCCCGGACACGCCGGCGCGCGGCGAGCGUGCCGAGCGCGCGGCGUCCGUGCUGCUGCUGCGCGGCGUGCUGGCGGCGCACGCGCGCGACGCGGCGCUGGUGCGCGCGCUGGAGGCCGACCUGCGCGCCGGCGCCUCCGCGCUCGACGCCGUGGUCAACGCGUACUACAGGCAUAAUUACGUUAUGCUUUAUGAGAGGGAUCUGAACAGCGCCCCGUGGAGCCAGGUGGUGAGCAACGCGUGCGUCGCGGACGCGCUGCGGCUGGCGGUGCGGCGGCGCGGGGCGGAGCUCCCGGCGCACGUGUGGGACUUCGCCACCAUCUCGCUGUGCUCGCUGGUGGCCUCGCUGCGUGCCAGCGCGCCACUUUUAUUCUCCACUAAGGUGGCGCUGCUGGCGCGCGCCGUGCUGCAGCUGUUCCUGGCGGUGCGCGAGUUCGCGGGCGGCGUGCGCGCGCUGGCGGAGCGCCGCGCGCUGGCGCCGCACGUGCUGGCGCUGGCCGCCGAGUGGGACGACAUCUUCGCGCCCGACCUCAACGCCAACCUGUGCGCUCUGCUGCUGCACGUGCUGGAGGAGGACGAGCGGCCGAUGUCGAUGUCGCGUACGUGCGUGGUGGGCGCGCUGCUGGCGGCGUGCGGCGCGCUGCAGGCGGGGCGGCUGGCGGCGCGGCUGGCGGCGGCGGCGGCGGCCGCGCUGCGCCGCGCGCCGCACCCCGCGCACGCCUACUUGGCGUAUGCGGUGCUGGACGCCGUGGACAAGCCCCUCGUGCUGGACGAUGCGGAGAAGCUCGCCGUGUGGAACGCGAGCGACGGCGCGGAGGGCGGGGAGGGCGGGGAGGGCGGGGAGGGGGGCGCGGCGCGCGACGAGGAGCUGUCGCUGGUGCAGCUGGAGGAGCCGCUGCGGCACCUGCACGGGCUGCUGGACGCGCUGCUGCACGACGUCGAGGUGAUGGUGGAGACGUGCGAGACGGCGCCGGGGUCGGGCGCGGCGCGCGCGGCGCUGGCGGCGCUGCUGGCGGCGGCGGCGCUGCUGCGGCGCGCCGGCCUCGCGCGCGGCGACCUGCACCACUGCUACGUGCGCCUCUUCCGGGAGCGGCAGUACGCGGAGCUGGUGCUGCCGGGCGCGCUGCGGCUGCUGCCGGCGGCGGCGCUGCGCGAGCGCGUGCCGCCCGCGCUGCUGCCGCACUUCCGCGCGCCGCCCGCGCCCUCCGCGCUCGACGUUUACGAGCCGUGCGGCCACGCGGUGGUGGGCGCGCUGGCGGCGGGCGUGGCCACGGAGGCGCUGGGCGCGGGCGCGGGCGCGCGCGCGUGGGCCGCCGCGCUGGCGCCGCGCGCCGCCGCCGCGCUGCGCCGCCUCGUGCGCCGCGCCGUGGCGCCCGAGCUGCGCGCGCGCCAGCUGGCGCCGCUGCGCGCGCGCGCGCGCGAGCUGCCCGACACGCAGGUGGCGGUGCACGCGGCGCGCGGCGAGGCGCUGCUGACGCUGAGCGUGGAGGAGCACACGCAGACGCUGUGCGUGCAGUUCCACGACGAGCACCCGCUGGUGCCGCCGCGCGUCACGGCCGCCGCCGCGCCCGCGCCCACGCACGACACGCACUGGAUCGUGCUCUACCUCGCGUAUCAGAACGGCAGCCUGCUGAACGCGGCGCGCAUGUGGGUGUCGGCGGCGCGCGCGCGCGUGGCGGCGGCGCCGCAGUGCUACAUCUGCUACUGCCGCCUGCUGCCGGCGCGCCGCGCCGCCGCCGUGCCCUGCCACCAGUGCCGCAACUCCUUCCACGCCCAGUGCCUGCGCAAGUGGUUCGCAACAAGCAACAAGUCCAACUGCCCGCUCUGCCGCUCCAAGUUC
Molecule: messenger RNA, 5232 nt
Organism: Brenthis ino (lesser marbled fritillary)
Lineage: Eukaryota; Metazoa; Arthropoda; Insecta; Lepidoptera; Nymphalidae
Source: the annotation of a GenBank genome assembly